AUGUCAGAAGAUUGGUCACAAUAUCAUCAAGAAACCCGCUUUAUCCACGCUGGCCAACCUCCAGAUCCAGUAACUGGAGCUCUUGCAACCCCAAUCUCGCUUUCAACCACCUUUGCUCAGCACUCUCCAGGCACCACUUAUGGUGGAUUUGAGUAUUCCCGUACUGGAAAUCCUACAAGAAAAGCCUUCGAGCAGUGUCUCGCAGCCUCAGAAGGUGCAAGAUUCGCCCUUGCUUUUGCAUCAGGCUGUGCCACAACUGCAACCAUUAUGGCAAUGUACGGUCCAGGCACUCACAUCCUUUCUUCUGACGACGUAUAUGGUGGCACUCGUAGACUUUUCACAAGAAUGUGCACGCCAAACCAAGGAAUCGAGUUCGGCUUUGUCAACACCUCAGACCCUGCAGCUGUAGAAGCCGCUUUUAAGCCAAAUACCAAGCUUUUAUGGUUAGAAACCCCUACCAACCCAACUUUAAAAAUUUCUGACAUACAGCUUAUAGCAGAAAUAGCUCAUAAGCAUGGCGUUCAUGUAUAUGUGGACAAUACUUUUUGUUCACCAUACGGACAACACCCAAUUGAGCUUGGCGCUGACGCCGUUGUGCAUUCUUGUACUAAAUAUAUUGGAGGACAUACUGAUGUCGUCAUGGGGGUUAUGUGUACAAGUAAUGAAGAAAUUUACAACAAAGUAAAAUUUUUACAAAAUACAAUUGGAGCUGUCCCUUCACCUUUUGACUGCUAUUUAGCAUUGAGGGGGAUGAAAACCCUGCAUUUGAGGAUGAAGGCUCACCAGAAAAAUGCCUUGAGAGUGGCACAGUUUUUAGAAAGCCACCCGAAGGUUGAUAAGGUGCUUUAUCCAGGAUUGCCGUCACACCCUCAGUAUGAAAUUGCGAGGAAACAAAUGAAGAAUUUUUCAGGGAUGAUUUCGUUUUAUCUUAAAGGAGGACUUGCAGAAGCAAGAAGGUUUUUGGAGCAUGUGAAGCUGUUUGUGUGUGCUGAAAGUUUGGGGGCAGUAGAGUGCCUUUUGGAGCAUCCUGGGAUAUUUUUUUUUAUAAUUUGAUAUUGUUCAUCCUUAGAGACAUCAAAGAAUUCUGAUCAGCCAUUUUAAUUAAUUCAUUAUAUGGAAAAUAAAAAAAUUAUUUUAAAAUAAAAUAUAGGGCCCAUGGGAUAAUGACUCAUGCAUCAGUUCCUGAAGAAGUCAGAGCCGAACUAGGGAUUUCAGAUUCAUUAAUUCGUUUGUCAAUUGGAGUUGAACACAUUGAUGAUAUUCUUAGAGACUUAACCGGAGCUUUAGAUGCAAUUUAA
Messenger RNA from Blepharisma stoltei, 1298 nucleotides. The record is from the annotation of a GenBank genome assembly. Lineage: Eukaryota; Ciliophora; Heterotrichea; Heterotrichida; Blepharismidae.